GCCUGGGAGAUCGCGAAGGCUCCGCACCUGGGCGAGUUCCGAAAGGGAUCGUCGGGGCGAGGAAGGGGAGCGGGCCCAGGAGGGCUCUGGCCCCAGCAACCUGGGCAACCAGGGCAACCCGCCUGCUGUUCAGAUAACUCCGGCAUUGCAGGCCUUGCCACGACCCAGUCCAAAGCUCGAGCUGAAUGAGGCCUUAUGGCAAGUACGGGAGUCCGCCAUUGACAAGCAACGCGAAGCUGACGCAAUGAUGACUAUGCGGCCAGUAACUCCUCAGGAGCAGCUGCUGAGUUUGUUAUCUCCUACGAAAAAAGUCGCGGAGCCUAAGUCAAAAUCGGAGGAUGGAAGCCCAUCAAGCCCAUCUAGCCCUACUUCGCCUACGGGUGUCUCAAGAGGCUUCAGCAGGACCUGGGCUGGCCGAGGCUUUCACGCCCGUCGCUUACAGGCAACGGCCUCAAGCGCCUCACUCUCGGAGCCUGCAGCGGCACCAGCGCCAUUGAAAACAAUCCGCCAGCUUGAGGACGGUGAGAAGAUUUUCGACCUCUACUAUUGGGAGAAAGUCCUACAGCAAGAGGGCGACGGCGGUAAGGUGGUGGUUUGCCGGCCAAAGGCCCAGCAGGAUGAGAAUUUUAAUUUUGUGAUGAAAAUCAAAAGCAAAGAAUCUCUUCGCGAAGACUUACACGAAGAAGAGUUCGUGCGAGCACAGACAAGGCUCCUGAAUUUUCCGCCGCAUCCAGGCGUCAUACGCCUCAGGGAGGUUUUAGAGGAUGAGACUUUCUACUAUGUUGUCAUGGAGUACAAAGAUGGAAACAUGCCGCCCUUCGCGGUUUCCAACGUUGCAAGAGACAUCUUGGCGACGCUGUGCCAUCUUCAUAAAGAAGGAAUUCUUCAUAGAGACAUCAAACCUGACAACUUGGUCAUGCACAUGCAGGAUGACCCGUCCACUGGCAACAAGAUGCAGAAGGUAGCCCUCAUCGACUUCGAUCAUGCAGAUGCGGAGUUCAAUCCGCAAACUGCAAAGAAUCUUGCCAGGCAUUGCUACGGCACGGCUCGGUUCAAUGCACCAGAGGCUUUCUUAGGCAUGUAUUCUGCUGCCACCGACUUGUACAGUGUUGGCGUAAUAGUUUAUUUGUUGCUCACUGGAACUAUGCCUUACCCUGCUGACUUCUUUGAGUUUCCAGACCAGAGUCCGAAGUCACCGGCUGCAAAUCGGCGCUGGAUGGAAAACGUUGUCAUGGAGAUGCAAAACCAUUCCGUCGACUGGAGCCACGGGACCUUCACAGAGAUUCCCCAUAGUAAAGACUUUUGCCAGCGGCUUCUGGCAUUCGACACGGCAGAGCGCUUUGGCUCUGCUACAGAGGCGAUGCAGCAUCCCUGGCUGAAAUGA
Symbiodinium pilosum is the source of this 1384-nucleotide messenger RNA. Lineage: Eukaryota; Dinophyceae; Suessiales; Symbiodiniaceae. The record is from the annotation of a GenBank genome assembly.